This is a messenger RNA of Pseudonaja textilis, 1231 nucleotides long. It is a transcript of the gene VAMP5, whose product is annotated as vesicle associated membrane protein 5. The record is from RefSeq and is a predicted model, not a curated record. NCBI's taxonomy places the organism in Eukaryota, Metazoa, Chordata, Lepidosauria, Squamata, Elapidae. Gene Ontology annotation, cellular component: plasma membrane. Gene Ontology annotation, biological process: Golgi to plasma membrane protein transport.
CCCGGCCGUCCAGAGGACGCGCUGCUCGGGCUGUUCCCGGAGGACGCAGGCCGGGUGGAGGCGCCGCCGGGACGCUCCCGCCGCUGCAGCUCCCAGCGCCGGCCAUGGGUGAGAACCAGCUGAAGCGGUGCCAGCAGGAGGCUGACCAGGUGACAGAAAUCAUGCUAGACAACUACACCAAAGUGAUGGACCGCGAGGGGAAGCUUAGCGACCUGGAUGAGCGGGCUGAUGAGCUCCGGAAACAGAGUUCUGCUUUCACCAAGACCACCAAGACCCUGGCCCAGAAGAAGCGCUGGGAGAAUGUGAGAUUCAAGGUCAUCCUGGUAUCCAUGGUCGUGGUCGUUGUUCUGAUCAUCGUCUUAGCCAUCACCCUCUACUUCACUCUCUUUGGAUCUGGGAACCAGGGGGCUCCAGCACAGACCAGCGCUGGUGGUGGUGACUGAUCGCUGAUCCAAUUCGCCCUGGAGUCAUCUUCCCAACGCCAAGCUUUCAGGGGUGCCGGGCAUCGGGGCUUGGCUAGGACCUGGCAGCAACCUUGACCCCUUGGUUUCUCAUCAUCAUGGCAAGCAAGCCGAUGGAGAAAGGAAGCAAAGGGCACAGCCCCCCGUGAUGUCCACGACCUCAACACCAAUAAGGACUCUCUGUAGGUGGGACGGACGGAUGGACGGAAGGGGGACUUGUGUACUUCCUGCUCCAUUGUCCAAGUGUUAUUGCAAGGCAUUUGUGCACUGAUGUCCAGCCUUGGGCUACAGCAGUUAAACUGGGGCCUAAGUCCAGGCCUUGCGUCUCCUGCCUUCAGCCCUUUGGCUAGGAAAGGCUCUGCUCCCCCAGGGGGAGCUUUGUAGCUCUCCACUGCCCCUGCUGUCCUUCCCCUCAGCUGGGCUUGGGGAAGGGGGGCUCUCUGCCUUCUGGCCCUGGGUGGAACCUUUGCAAUCUGUCACCUGAGGAGGCCCAGGUAGAUGGGUAGAUCGUCCACUUGCACGUGUUUGGGGGCAGGAAAGGGGCCUCUGAAAGACCAACCAGCCUCUUUGGGUCCCUCUUGCUCUUCCUGCCUCAACUGGGUGGGAAACUGGCCCUGGGGGCCCCCAAGUGCGCCCCCCUUGGGAUGGGGGUCCCCGGUCCCCUGAGGCCCCAAAGGGCCCACCGCUAACCAUUCAGGGGUGUGCAUAAGGGCACCAUCCUGCCUCCCCUCCCCCCCCCUCUCCUCUGGUCCCCAUUUAUCCGUCCCUCU